GAGAGUGAGUGAGAGAGAGAGAGAGAGAGAACGCAGCACACUGUAGCUCGAGACACAUCAUCAUUACAAAAGGCGCACGCACAAGAAACAGCCCCUUUGCGUUUGUACACCUGUAUUGCGAUCUCCAUUUAUAAUAACCUGCGCGAGGGAAUAUAUCUUAGGAUCUCUGCGUACGCAGCUCAAACAAAGGCUUUACUGUUCAAGCGUGAUACCCUCUUCUUCCUCGGCAGGCAUAUGUAUUUGGCAUCGCCGUUUCUUCCAGUAAGCACCAAUGCAUGCAUGCACCCGCCUCCCUGCGCUCUCAAAUAGAUGGUGCAAGUAAAGAUGUCCAAAUCUUCCGCAGACCCUCUGUCUGGUGUAGAAAGCGCUUCUCAGUCGCACUAUUUUCAGCUACCACGAAAGUUACCGAAGCGCAAAGGUCGUUUUAAACGCUCAGAUGGCAGCACCUCCUCUGACACCACCUCCAGCUUCAUCAAACGACAGGGUUCAGCCGAUUCAUACACGAGCAGACCUUCGGAUUCCGACCUGUCAGCGGAGGAGGACCGCGAGGCGUAUCGGCGUGAAGCCGAACGCCAGGCCCAGCUGCAGCUCGAGAGAGCCAAGUCCAAACCUGUAGCGUUCGCAGUGAAGACGAAUGUGAAUUAUUGCGGGGCUCUAGAUGAGGACUGUCCUGUUCAGGGUGCUGCCAUAAACUUUGAAGCCAAAGACUUUCUGCACAUUAAAGAGAAGUACAAUAAUGACUGGUGGAUUGGAAGGCUGGUGAAAGAGGGGGCAGACAUCAGCUUCAUUCCCAGCCCCCUCCGACUGGAGGCCAUGAGACUGAAACAGGAGCAGAAACAACAGAGGAAAAGCGGUAACUCCUCCUCAGGCCUGGGCGACAUGGUAUCAGGAGGUUGGAGAUCCACGCCGCCAUCUGCAGGUGAGACCAAACAGAAGCUAAAGCAGACUGAACACAUUCCUCCAUAUGAUGUGGUGCCGUCCAUGAGGCCUGUGGUUCUGGUUGGACCUUCACUGAAGGGCUACGAGGUGACAGAUAUGAUGCAGAAAGCCCUGUUUGACUUUCUCAAACAUCGCUUUGAUGGACGGAUUUCUAUAACCAGAGUGACCGCUGACCUUUCUUUGGCUAAGAGAUCGGUUCUCAACAAGAGACCCAUCAUGGAGAGGUCUAACACACGAACCAGUUUGGCGGAGGUACAGAGUGAGAUCGAGAGAAUAUUUGAGCUGGCCAAAACCCUUCAGCUGGUGGUUCUAGAUGCGGACACCAUUAACCAUCCAGCACAGCUAGCUAAAACCUCGUUAGCUCCUAUUAUUGUGUACGUCAAAGUCACCUCUCCAAAGGUCCUACAGAGAUUGAUAAAGUCGAGGGGUAAAUCACAGAGCAAACACCUCAAUGUUCAGAUGAUGGCAGCAGAUAAACUGACUCAAUGUCCUCCUGAGAUGUUUGAUGUCAUUUUGGAUGAGAACCAGCUGGAGGAUGCCUGUGAGCACCUCGCUGAAUAUCUGGAGGUCUACUGGCGUGCCACUCAUCUGCCCGGCACCACCCCUCUCAACCAAUUGGAGCAAAAUCUGAUGACCCCACCCUCAGCAAUCUCCAGUCUACAGAACCAGCAGCUGUCGCCUGCCGGGGGUGGAGGGGGAGUGGAGGAGGAGGAGCAGGGGGAGCAGGACAGCCUCAUGCCUUCCGACGAGGCCAGUGACUCUCGCUCCCUCCGCCAAGGCGGCUCUAGCUCCCUGCACCCCCCGGAGGAUGAGGAAGAGAAGGAGGAGGAAGAUGAGGAGGAGGAGGAGGAAGAUGAUUACGAACCCCACCUCCACCCUCACCCGUACCGGGACGUGUACCCGCCCAACCGUAACCACCCUGGUGGCAUCCACAGCGCUAACGGACUCGAGUCACAGGACCGACUCUUGCAGCAGCGAGACUCGCAGGACGGACACAACCAACGAAACAACCGCCAGCGCACGAGAGCCUGGCCAAGAGACAACUACUGAGCGCCUGUCUGGAGGAGAGGGUUGGGUCAUGAAUUGGGGUGAGGGGUGAUGGGAAUUGGUGAGGAACUGGAAAGGCACAGUGUGUGUGUGUGUGUUUGAGCGUGUUUGUGGAUAAAGUUGCCCAUGGUUGACGAAAAGAUCCUGUUUGUUUUCGAAGCUCAUGUGGUCGUUAUUGUUUGAGGCAUUGCACUACAUUUGCUUUUAAAAGACAGGGCAGCUUUUCUCCUUUAAGAUCACAUGCAUGUUCAUAUCGAAACAAUAUUUGAGCUUCCUCUGGAAACCCUAACCCCACAUGAGUCAAAAAUUACUUUAUUAUUUUGCGUAUCAUACGCUCUCCCUGAACCUAAUGAGCACAGAAGGCAUUAUGGGAAAAGAAAAAGCACUUUUAUAGCAUGGGAUGUGAGUCACAAUGAAAGAUAUUGUAGCAUUUUGUUGCAUCUUACUUUAAUGGCUUCUUUUUUGCUAGAGCUCUUGUAAAUGUGAAUAUUACUCACUUUUUUUGGUUCAAGCCCUCAGUCAUGGUGUUGCCUGGUUGGAGCCCAUAUGCACUUGUCUUAUUAUGAGUUGUUUAUUGGUUCUCUGGACAUCAUUCAGGCAACUCACGUCAUUUUCACGGUCACGUUCACAGAUGUAGCACACAUUGCCAUUUGCAAAGCACCAUGUAAAUGCGGUAUAUGUAGGAAAGUGUUUGCACAUGAGGUGAAUUCCAACUCCAGAAUGGAGAGCAGCAGUCGAUCUUCCUGCAUUUCUGUACUGCCUCAUAAAGAAAGAACCUAAUUAGGUCAGUGUCACUGAAAGUUUCUCUUUCUGGGAAAUGAGAAGGACUGAAAACUGAAGUUAUGUUAUGUUUUCAUAUAGUAGAUCAGUGCCCAUAUAUUGGAUUUUUAUAGAAGUAGAUGAAGCUCAUCAGUUUUGAUGUCCAUUUUGUGAUAGUCAUGUUGUUCCUCUGUGACCUAAACGAGUAGAAAGUUGGGCUAGGUUCAUAUAUUUUACACAUUUGCAAGUAAUUUAUUGGUUGAUCUUAUCAGAUACAGCAUAAGGAGAAAGCCCACUAAUAGAAAAAUGAAUGAUGAGAAAUCAUAACACUCAAAAUGGCGUCUGUAGGACAGGAAGUCCCGCCUUUCAAAAGAGCCAAUCGCCUUAAGGCAUCCUGGUCUGUUUUUGAACUUGCUUGCAUAUUAGCUAGACUAAUCUGAUUUAUAAAGCUAAAGAAGCUACAUUUAGAUUUUUGUAUCAUUGUUUCUGGGUGAUUUUAACAUUUUUGAAAGGUUGGCAAACAGUUUUGGCAAUCUCCAUAUUAAAGUAGAGAGGAGUUGUACUUGCAUGACUGGAAACUAGCAUUACCAAAAUGGCCACUAAAUAAACUGCCUCAGGAGGAAUUUGUCUUUAACAAGAAGAAUGUGGCUCUAACAAGUGAGUGAUCUUCCUCCGUCCUCUGUUUCUCACACUCUUUCCUCUCCGAGGCUUUGGGCAUCUAAGGGGGUGGUUACCGUGGCCUACUUUAAAACAUAGCGUCACAUCUUGCUUUGGCGACACGUUGACUGCUAGCUAGUUUAAUGACCUUAUUGGUGAUUACAUAAGCAUAUAUCAGCCAGGUUGUGCUACGACUAAAUCCUAGAAAGUUUGUCCCUUUUCUCAUUACCUUGACUCUAGACUCGGAUGUUACCUAUAGCAGCUUAGGCUAAGGUUUAUCCAGUGUAGGACCAUUCAAACUGGCCUUAAUACUUACCUGUAUAUCUUUACCACUGCAUGUCUCAAAUACAAUUAUUUAGGACUAUUUGCACAUUAGG
Sinocyclocheilus rhinocerous is the source of this 3779-nucleotide messenger RNA. RefSeq names its product voltage-dependent L-type calcium channel subunit beta-4-like. Gene Ontology annotation, cellular component: voltage-gated calcium channel complex. The record is from RefSeq and is a predicted model, not a curated record. Gene Ontology annotation, biological process: calcium ion transmembrane transport. Lineage: Eukaryota; Metazoa; Chordata; Actinopteri; Cypriniformes; Cyprinidae. Gene Ontology annotation, molecular function: voltage-gated calcium channel activity; protein binding. The transcript has 14 exons. The coding region runs from base 310 to 1989 and encodes 559 amino acids.